Molecule: messenger RNA, 790 nt
Organism: Labrus mixtus (cuckoo wrasse)
Lineage: Eukaryota; Metazoa; Chordata; Actinopteri; Labriformes; Labridae
Product: FXYD domain-containing ion transport regulator 6-like
Exons: 10
Coding region: 256-510 (84 amino acids)
Biological process (GO): regulation of sodium ion transmembrane transporter activity
Cellular component (GO): membrane
Molecular function (GO): sodium channel regulator activity
Source: RefSeq, a predicted model, not a curated record
AGAGGAACACAGCCACACUUAGUACAGCCGACAACUCAGGAACCUCUUGAAAUGUCCUUGUUUUAAUUAUCCAAAUAAGUGCUUUUCUUUUACGAGAAAAGUUUGCAUGUCACGUUGCUUUCUUUGCUUGAGUAACAACAAGUUAAAAGUUUUAAGCAAAGUUCGGCUCACUGGACGGAGACAAAGUGUAACCAGUUUGUUGGAGGCUGAUACACGAAGGCCAACAAACAAGAUUAUUGGAUUGGUUCAUGUACGAUGGAUGUCCUGAUGUUAGUGGUGCUCUGCUCCUGGCUGGCUCCUGCACUGGCGUCAGGGGGCGAUGAUGAAAAAGACUAUGACAGCGCUUUUGAGUACGAUUAUGAAUCUCUGAGGAUCGGAGGCCUGGUGUUUGCAGUUUUGCUCUUCGUGAUGGGUAUCGUCCUCAUUGUCAGUCGAAAAUGUACCUGUUCAAAGAGUGAUAAGCACAGGUCCAGAGGUCCAGGCGUGGAAUCAGGAGUUCCAAGGGCCUAGAAGACCCAGAAGCAGAGAUCAAUGAGGAUCUAUGUUACUGACUGUUGCCACCAAGGGGCAGCAAACACCUUGAUCACAGCUGAGGACAAUCUUUCCACAAAUACACAAAGCUUCUUUCUGUUUCAUAUUCAUAUGGUUAUUUUAUAAAUGUUUUUCCCGUCAAUAAAUUUUACUAGAUAAUGUGUCAACUUUAUAAGGCAGCAAUAGUUUGAUUAUCACGUGUAUUUUUCUAUGACUUUCAGUUUGAUACCAAAUAAAUAAACCAAACGUUUUAAAAAGC